Prorocentrum cordatum is the source of this 195-nucleotide messenger RNA. The record is from the annotation of a GenBank genome assembly. Lineage: Eukaryota; Dinophyceae; Prorocentrales; Prorocentraceae.
GCUGCUCGCAGGUACGACUCCCACAGUGGUGUGGCCGUCGACUGCGUCUUCGACGUGCUGAUUGCGAGGAUGGGCGAGGACGUCCAGAACGGCAGGGCAACGCAAAUUGAGGUGGAGCGCUGCAUGGACGAGGUCUGCUCGACUGAAGGCACAUUCGACUUUGCAUUCGCAGUUGUGAUGGCGCCGUCCUCCUAA